Messenger RNA from Phaeodactylum tricornutum CCAP 1055/1, 579 nucleotides. RefSeq names its product caltractin (gene CATR2). The record is from RefSeq and is a predicted model, not a curated record. The transcript has a single exon. NCBI's taxonomy places the organism in Eukaryota, Bacillariophyta, Bacillariophyceae, Surirellales, Neidiaceae. Gene Ontology annotation, molecular function: calcium ion binding. The coding region runs from base 1 to 579 and encodes 192 amino acids.
AUGGACCAUCCUAAUUCUCGAGUAGACAAGGCUGUAAUGCGACAAUCGCUGGCCAAGCUUACUCCAUGUGAAAUGGCCGAAAUAGGCAAGACCUUUGAUGCGCUGGACACGGAUGCGAACGGCUCCGUUACGGACGACGAGCUGCGCGAGUUUUUGAUGCGCUUGGGCAUGCCCUUAGUAACUUCCAGUAUUGAGCAAAUGGUGGCGGUGUUGGAUAAAAAUGGUGACGGGAAAGUGACACGGGACGAGUUCUUGCAUUGGUACAUUGAGUCCAUGCGGGAGGACCGAUCAAUGCAUGAACGUGCUAUUGAGCUUUUCCAUCUCUUUGACACCAACCGCAACGGGGAGAUUACCAUUGGUGAUUUUAAGGAAAAAUUUGACGCAAUGCACAUGGGAUUUUCAGUGGACGAGAUUGGAGCCAUUGUGAACGAGCUAGACCGAGAUCGAAAUGGAUCAGUCUCGUUGCACGAAUUCGAAUACUUUUUGGAAAAGUAUUAUCCCAAGGAGCUGCUGCGCUAUCAAAAAGGUGGUGGGACGGGCAUUCAGUUGCACAGGAAUGCCGGGCAGGGACAUCCGUAG